Hylaeus anthracinus is the source of this 709-nucleotide messenger RNA. It is a transcript of the gene mRpL20, whose product is annotated as 39S ribosomal protein L20, mitochondrial. Gene Ontology annotation, biological process: ribosomal large subunit assembly; translation. Gene Ontology annotation, molecular function: structural constituent of ribosome; rRNA binding. Lineage: Eukaryota; Metazoa; Arthropoda; Insecta; Hymenoptera; Colletidae. The record is from RefSeq and is a predicted model, not a curated record. Bases 144 to 599 code for a protein of 151 amino acids. The transcript has 3 exons. Gene Ontology annotation, cellular component: ribosome.
CUAGUGUAGUGUGGCCAAUCGUUUGAUCGUAUUCAUGUUCCUUUUAUGUCUUGCAAACAAGAAUUAUUGAAGAAUUAUCAAAGUACUUAGGAAAGAAGCAAUCUGUUUCUAUUUCGUAUCUAAAUUAAUCUAAAUCUAGGAAAAUGGUGUUCUUAACUGCUCAACUUUUUGUGAGAAGUCGAGGUCCUGACGAAUUUUGGCGAAAACGACAAAUAUUUAAACUUGCUGCGCAUUUUGUGGGAAGAAGAAGAAACUGUUACAGCUUAACAAUAAAAAGUGUACACAAAGCAUUGACAAAGUCUACAUUAGGAAGACAACUUAAAAAAGCAGAUAUGAAAGAGCUGUGGGAAAGUAGGGUAAAUGCUGCUGCAAUUGAACACGGUAUUACAUUUAAAACAUUGAUGGAAGGAUUGACUAGAUGUAAUAUUUUACUUAAUCGUAAAUCGCUAUCAACUUUAGCUGUCUGGGAACCACGAACGUUUAAAUGUUUAUCUGAUAUUGCUUGCGCAAAAACAAAAUUAGGAGAAAUCAAAGCAGUUAAUAACACUCCUAUGCCUAAAAGUGUUAUACCUAAAGGAUUAGUUGAUGGACAGCGUUAAUUACAGGAUUAUAACAAAAUAAAAAAAUUUGCAUUUUGUUGUAACAUUUAUUAUGUAAUUCAUGAUUAUAUGUUUAUAGGAAAUAUAUACUCUUAAAAAGGAGAACAGAA